Messenger RNA from Entelurus aequoreus (snake pipefish), 3709 nucleotides. RefSeq names its product zinc finger protein 391-like. The transcript is spliced from 3 exons. The coding region runs from base 281 to 1858 and encodes 525 amino acids. Gene Ontology annotation, molecular function: DNA-binding transcription factor activity; RNA polymerase II cis-regulatory region sequence-specific DNA binding. Lineage: Eukaryota; Metazoa; Chordata; Actinopteri; Syngnathiformes; Syngnathidae. The record is from RefSeq and is a predicted model, not a curated record. Gene Ontology annotation, biological process: regulation of transcription by RNA polymerase II.
ACAGACCUUAUGUUUGGACACUACCGCGGACGUAACAUAGCAGUGUGGUCUUUAAAUUUACGUUAAUCUCUCAUUUUUACGGGUGUAAUAAGUCGUGUAUUAUGUGAAAAACUGCACUUUAUUUAUUAUUGGUGUCAAAAUAGACUCGACUCGUCUCAGUGAACUUUGAAGCUUGUCAGGCUAGUUUAGCUUAGCUUGCUAGUUAGCUUAGCUUGCUCGCUGCUAUCAAAGAGACGCGGAUGUAUCAAUACAUUGCUCAGCAGAGAUCGAAUAUGAGUGUAUGUGUUGGGUGAAAAUGUGCGAAAGAAGGGUAGCAGAGUACGAGGAGGAACUUUCUCGAACAAAAGAGAAGGAGCGACGUCAACUACUGGACGCAGUUUUCAAGAAGCCUCAAGGUGUGUUACACAUAACAGAUGUCCCGCACCUGAUUGGAUGUCAGCAAGAAAGUCUCACUAUGUCACAGGGGGGUAGCUCAGGGGGGGAACAGCCCCCUCAUUUUAAAGAGAAAGAGGAGGAGCCACGGCGCCAACACAAUAAGGAGGAAUACAAGGAGCCACAAACUUGUCACGUAAAACAGGAAGAGGAGUAUCCACAACCCAACCACUUUAUAGAGGAAGAGGAGGGAGAUUGUCUUCUAGGGCAGGAGGAGGCGGAUCUCACCAAGUUUCCACUGACUGUUGUCUCUGUGAAGACUGCAGACCAUGAAGACCAACCACCUGAGUCCUCACAGCUUCAUCACAGUCCAAACGUCCAGAAGCUGAUUGGUUAUCAAGAAGAACCUCCCUUUCUGUUGCUGGAGGGAAGCUCACUUUUGAAGCAGGAGGAUCCUCAUCCCCCCCACAUUAAAGAGGAAGAGGAGAAUGUCUGGAUCACUCAGGAAAGAGAGUGUCUUCUAGGGCAGAAGAAGGCUGAUCUCACCAAGUUUCCACUGACUGUUGUCUCUGUGAAGACUGAAGACAAACCACCUGAGUCCUCACAGCUUCAUCACAGUCCAAGUGAGGAGAAGAGAGAGGUGGAGCCUCCAAGCAGAAGCUCACCACAACACAUGACAACAGAAGCUGAUGGAGACCACUGUGGAGGAUCACAAGUAGACAACCUUUUAGCUCCACUAUCAGAUAGUGACGACUCAACAUCACACAUUAAUGUAAAUAUGAAAUCACACAUGAAAACAUACACAGGGAAAAAAACUUUUGAUUGUUCAGUUUGCGGUAAAAUAUUCUCCCUAAAAUGUAAUCUUCAAACACACAUGAAAACACAUACAGGAGAAAAAUCUUUCAUGUGUUCAGUUUGUGCUAAAGGCUUUGUUAAAAACUCUGAUUUGACUCGACACAUGAGGACACACACUGGAGAAAAACCUUUCAGUUGUUCAGUUUGCAGUAAAAGAUUAUCUCACAUAUAUCAUAUGCAGAGACACAUGAGAACGCAUACAGGAGAAAAACCUUUCAGUUGUUCAGUUUGCGGUAAAAUUUUCUCUGAUAAACAUAAUAUGCAAGUACACAUGAGAACACAUACAGGAGAAAAACCCUUCAUAUGUUCAAUUUGUGCUAAAAGCUUUGUUACAAAGUCUGAGUUGUCGUGUCACAUGCGAACGCACACCGGAGAAAAACCUUUUAUUUGCUCAGACUGUGGCAAAACGUUUUCGCAGAGGAAAACGAUGCUCUCACAUAUGAGAACACACACAGGGGAAAAACCCUUCAGUUGUUCAAUUUGCGGUAAAUUGUUCUCCCUAAAAAGUAAUGUGCAAAUACACUUGGCAACGCACACGGGAAAAAAACCUUACAGUUGUUCAGUGUGUGGUAAAGGAUACACUGACAAACGUGUAAUGCAAAGACACAUGAAAACACACACAGGAGAAUAACUUUCUUUUUGGAAGUCCUCUGUCAAUAGACUCUGGCAAAGUCAACAAUGGUCUACUGAAGGGCUUCUCUAAAGUUGAUCCAGGUCCGGAUCACAAGUCAGUCUGGAUCCAGUGGGGACCCAGCCAGCCCACUUUAUGAUAUUAAUUACAAAACACUUUCAAGUUUCUUUUAGGUCCUGGUUAAAUAUGACAUUAACAAAUGAGUUGUAAUGUUAAAUACAGUGUUUUUAAAUAUGAGUCACUUGAUCCUAUAAAAGAGAACUGCACUUUUUAGGGGAAUUUUGCUUACCAUUCACAAUCCGUAUGUGGGACGAGCACUCAAUGUUUUUUUUUCCUUUUUUAUGCAUUUUAACUCAUAAAUAAACUUUGGCAAGAGUAAUCUACAAUGGAGGUGAUAGGAUUUGCUCUAUUCUGCCUAUAUUCAAUCAUAUUCACUCCACUGAAGGAGAAAGACCUCCUCACCAAUUUUACAUUUUAUUCUAUCUGAAGCUUUACUCUGCCUAACAAUGCCACUUUGUGCUGUUAACUAAUUUCUCCGUCUUCUGUUUUGUCUCCCUCUUUUUCUGAUGUGAUAUCUAGAAAUGUGUCCAUCAUACCUCCUGGCAGGUGUCCUGCCCACCUCCAUUUCUUUGAUUUGAUGGUCAACAUGAUAUCCUAUACUCCUGAUUUCUGUGUUAAGUCUGUUUUUGACACCCUGUCAUUUUUAUUUUAUUUACACCUAUCAUUAUUCUUUCCGUUCCGUCACCCUAAGUCUUUUCUUUAAACAUUUGAUGGUUGUCCAGAAUUCGGCACCAUUUGAGAGAUCAGGUUACCGGUACGUCUUUUUGUGUCUUUCUUGCAAUCUCCAGGUCUCAGUUGAAUUUCAAAGUUUACCAACUUCUCACUUGAUGAUACACACACAUAUACUGUGUGUGUGUGUGUAUAUAUAUAUAUGUAUAUAUAUAUUUAAAAAAUAUAUAUAUAUAUAUAUAAAUAUAUAGCUGCAUUGUUAGCCACCUCGUACUGUCCGUAUUUUACAAUUUAAAAUGUAUAAAAAAGAAAGACAGAUGUGUUCUUGUCUUACCUAGGGAUUGUGAAUGAUGGGCAAAAUCCCCAUAAAAAAGUGCGAUCCCCUUUUAAAAAGAACCGAUAGAAUAUUUUCACUUAUUUCCCCCUAAAUUCAUAAAUGGAAUAACAACAUAUUCACAUAAAAGUGUUGCGAUACUUUCCCAGGAACACGUCACACCCUCACCUUUAACAGACUUAUCCUGACAUUUGCCACAAAGUCCAUCAUGACCAAUAAUAUAAUUGACAUGUACUAUUAUUAACACCCUGUUACUUCUUUUAGAUGCACACUCUGUUCCAACACACAUUCGGCACUUUGAUCAGCAUCAGGCUGUGUUGACCUUUGACCCUGGCCUGUCAUAGCAUAAUUGAAUUAGAUGAACUGUUGGGAUCAGUAUACUCAGAGAUAUGAUUUAUGUAAGUAGGAAUCAUGAACUGUUUGGAUAAUUAAUUACUCUUAGUCAUGAUCAGUGUGUGUAUAGUAAUAUUCUGCAAAGACCAAAUGUGUGUUUUUGAAAAAAAAAAAAAGGAUGGUUUUACGACCCCUUGCUAGCUAGUACAUGUAUCGAUCACAUGUUGACGGACCUUCCCGGAAGCACGAACGUUAAGGACAACAUUGUUUAGUUUUGUCAUGAGUUGAGGACACUUCUGCUCAAAUGUGUGACAUGCAGGUGGCAAUCAUCUAUGCUCAUGUCAUGAGAAAUAUUAUUUUUACACCAAAAAGUGCUGAGUGAGUUCAUUAUUGUUUUUUGUUUUAAAUGUUAGUCUGCCCAGAGACAACAGGUGGAAAUUAUCCUUUGACUAGAA